Cherax quadricarinatus is the source of this 2125-nucleotide messenger RNA. Lineage: Eukaryota; Metazoa; Arthropoda; Malacostraca; Decapoda; Parastacidae. The record is from RefSeq and is a predicted model, not a curated record.
UGUUUGUUUGUUUUAUUCCAGAGACUGAUGAGCCUGAAUAUGUUUGCAACACCUGAGUACCUGGCUCACCAACACCUGCAGCUGACCCUCAAAACCUGCAGCUGACGCCCAACCCUUGCAGCUGACCCCUACACCUGUAGCUAACCCUCUGCCCCCAACAUCUGCUCCUAGCUUUCCUACACUUGCUGCUCAUCCACCUUUUUUCCUUAGCUCAUUGUCUCUCAGCUUCACGAUAUUUGUUAAAGAAAAAAACUGGCUCGCACAGCUAGUGAUCCUUUCCCCCACUGUCUGUACUCCACCUGUGCUCCACUUCCGCACAGGUAGUGGUUCUUUCCUCCAGGUUCUGUGCUUCACCUCUCUACAACACCUGAUAAGUUCCCCACAACGUGUCACCAUGACAGUCACUUACACUUCGGAGGUGGCUGACUGCCGUGGGUUUGGUAACUUCUGGAGACUAUUGUUCAGGUGGCGAGGCAGUGUGUACAAAUUAGUAUGGAUGGACUUGCUGACUUACACUGUGAUCUACUAUAUAUGCUCAGCAGUGUACAGAGUUGCACUCACAGAGCCGGGAAAGAGGAUGUUUGAGAAGGUGUCCCAGUACUGUAACUCCUUCAGUGACCUCAUCCCAGUCUCCUUUGUACUUGGCUUCUAUGUCAGUAUUGUCAUCAAACGCUGGUGGAGCCAGUACAUGUCUCUGCCCUGGCCAGAUUCACUCUCUCUCUUCAUAUCCACAUCCAUCCAUGGACACGACCGCCAAGGUCGCCUCAUGCGGCGCACUAUCGUACGCUAUGUUAACCUGUCUUUCGUUCUUACUCUGACCAUGAUCACUCCAAGAGCCAAGAAAAGAUUCCCCAGUCUGGACCAUCUUGUGGAAGCAGGCUUCAUGACAGCUAAUGAGAAGAAAAUCUUUGAGAGCUUGGCGGAGAAGACAGUGUACUCUCUAUAUUACCUUCCACUGGUGUGGGCGGGGACACUUGUUGCACGUGCUAGACGGGAAGGACGCAUCAGGGAUGACUUUGCUGUCAAGACAAUUAUAGAUGAGCUUAAUAACCUGAGGGGAAAGUGUGGUGGCCUCCUCAGUUAUGACUGGAUCAGUAUACCUCUUGUUUACACUCAGGUAGUGAGUUUGGCAGUGUACAUGUUCUUCCUGUCAACCAUCAUGGGGCGACAGUUCUUGGACCCGGCACAGAACUAUCCCAAGAACAACAUUGACUUCUACUUCCCAGUGUUCACCAUACUGCAGUUCUUCUUCUACAUGGGCUGGCUCAAGGUUGCCGAGAGUCUGGUCAACCCUUUUGGUGAGGACGACGACGACUUUGAGGUCAACUGGCUCAUUGAUAGGAAUAUUCAGGUAUCGUACCUGAUCGUAGACGAGAUGCACAACGAGCACCCGGAGCUGACACAGGACCUGUACUGGGACGAGGUGUUCCCUCAGGAGCUGCCAUACACAGUCGCGUCCGAGCAGUUCCGCCGAGAACCUCCCAUGGGCAGCACUGCUAACAUUCAGGUUCCUGAAUCUGAGCAAGAGUUCCUUCCUAUUGUGGAUGAGGAGCCUGAGGAUGAUGAUGAUGAGAAGACCAGCUCUGGGUUGAUCUUCAAGAGGCGAGGGUCAGCACGCUCAGUGGUAUCUUCAGCACCGUCUGCCAGGAAGAGUUCCUUUAUGUCCAUCAUGCAAAACCGCCUCUUACCUAGCACCACUGGCAGUCCAUCGUCAGUCAGGAAGAGCCAACACAAGGGGCUCAAUAGAUCAGUUUCACGCACCUCUGGUGGAUCACCCAGCACCAACUUCAAGAGGCAAAAUACCAGUGUCUCCAUGCAGGAUAGUAAUAUAUUUCAUAUGUCAGAGGAAUCUUUGGUGACAGUGGGAGGUAAAGAAGAACGAGGUGGACCAAAGCAGCCUAGGAGACCAUCUGCUGCACAAGCCCAACCAACUCUUCAAGAGGACGAGGACACCCUUCUUAUCAAAAUUAAUCGUUCUGACAAAGAUGGACAGGAAGCAAGAGGCUCUCAGAGUGAGAUAAGAUGGGAGAGUACAAGAGAUGCAGAGAGGACAGGACGCACGGCAUCAUCACUCACCUCUCAGGCCUCAAGGAGGAUCAGUGGAACAACAGCGAUGAUGACUUGA